CUCCAAUCAGUGGCCGCAGUCAUAGUUGAAAGGUUACAUCCAAUAUGGCGGCCAGCAAACGAGUGCUUUAUGUCGGUGGCCUGGCGGAGGAGGUGGAUGAAAAGGUGUUGCAUGCAGCUUUCAUCCCCUUUGGAGAUAUCAUAGACAUCCAGAUACCUCUAGACUAUGAAACAGAAAAGCACAGAGGAUUUGCAUUCAUUGAGUUUGAGCUGCCAGAGGAUGCUGCAGCCGCUAUCGAUAACAUGAAUGAGUCUGAGCUUUUUGGUCGGACCAUCCGCGUCAACAUUGCGAAGCCCAUGAGAAUCAAAGAGGGUUCUUCUCGACCUGUGUGGUCGGAUGAUGACUGGCUGAAGAAGUUCUCAGGGAAAACUGUGGAAGAAGCCGAAGCAGAGGCAGCAUCUGGGGAAGCAGCCACCACAACGCAGGAGGGUGAGCCACCAGCUAAAAAGGGCAGAGUAAAUCCGCAGGUCUACAUGGAUAUAAAGAUCGGCAACAAACCAGCAGGGAGACUACGCUUCCUCCUCCGGGCCGACAUUGUACCAAUGACAGUAGAGAACUUUCGCUGCUUGUGCACACAUGAAAAGGGCUUUGGCUACAAGGGCAGCAGCUUUCACCGCAUUAUCCCUCAGUUCAUGUGCCAAGGAGGAGACUUCACCAAUCACAACGGCACCGGCGGCAAAUCCAUCUACGGCAAAAAGUUUGAUGACGAGAACUUCGUCCUGAAACACACAGCUCCAGGGCAGCUCUCCAUGGCUAACUCUGGGCCAAACACCAACGGCUCUCAGUUCUUCCUCACCACGGACAAAACAGACUGGCUGGACGGGAAACACGUGGUGUUUGGAGAACUGGUGGAGGGGAUGGAUGUGCUGCGUGCAAUGGAGGCUCAGGGAACAAAGGAUGGCAAGCCAAAGCAGAAAGUGAUCAUCUCAGACUGUGGAGAAUAUGUGUGAACUAAAAGUCUAUGUUUGUUUGUCUGUGUGAUGGCAGAUGUCUAAGACAAAGACUCUGAUUGGCCCUUCUUUUUUUUACCUAAACCCAUCUCUGUUGUCAUGUAAAUAUUUGAAUAAAUUCUUUUUUUUAUAACUAA
Molecule: messenger RNA, 1087 nt
Organism: Fundulus heteroclitus (mummichog)
Lineage: Eukaryota; Metazoa; Chordata; Actinopteri; Cyprinodontiformes; Fundulidae
Gene: ppie
Product: peptidylprolyl isomerase E (cyclophilin E)
Exons: 10
Coding region: 45-950 (301 amino acids)
Biological process (GO): protein peptidyl-prolyl isomerization; protein folding
Cellular component (GO): intracellular membrane-bounded organelle
Molecular function (GO): peptidyl-prolyl cis-trans isomerase activity; RNA binding
Source: RefSeq, a predicted model, not a curated record